Messenger RNA from Triplophysa rosa, 3721 nucleotides. RefSeq names its product scavenger receptor cysteine-rich type 1 protein M130-like. The record is from RefSeq and is a predicted model, not a curated record. Bases 70 to 2871 code for a protein of 933 amino acids. Gene Ontology annotation, cellular component: membrane. The transcript has 16 exons. Lineage: Eukaryota; Metazoa; Chordata; Actinopteri; Cypriniformes; Nemacheilidae.
GGGAACAGUGGAGAACUUUACACGGACUUCUCAUUAUUCUCAAUCAGACUGUGUGUACAGUAGAGGAUUAUGGAGAUCUGUCUCACACUCACUUUACUGUCCUCUGUAGUAAUGACCAUCACUGCUGAUGUGAAUGUGAGGUUGGUGAAUGGUGGCAGUCCUUGUGCUGGUCGAGUGGAGGUUCUUCAUGAUGGUCAGUGGGGAACAGUGUGCGGUGAUGUUGGUUGGGAUCUGACAGAUGCUGCAGUGGUGUGUAGAGAGCUGGGCUGUGGAGAUUCUGUUGGUGUUGCUUACUUUGGACCAGGAUCAGGACAGAUCUGGAUGGAUGAUAUUGACUGUAUCGGAUCAGAGUCUACACUAAAGAACUGUAGUACAAAAGGAUGGGGUGUUAAUGCCUGUGGUCAUAUGUAUGAUGCUGGAGUCAUCUGUUCAGGUCACAAAGUUCCUAGACUUGUUAAUGGAUCUCAUUUGUGCUCUGGGAGAGUAGAGAUGUAUUUUGGAGGAAGAUGGGGUACAGUGUGUGAUGCUGCGUUUGAUGAUCAGGAUGCAGAGGUUGUGUGUAGAGAGCUGAACUGUGGGGUUCCUGUACAGCGGCUGGGAGCAGAUGCUUUUGGUGAAGGAGAGGGACCCGUGUGGACACAAGACAUUCAGUGUAGAGGAAAUGAAUCACACACUUCAUUCUGUUUAAUAUCACCUUCACACAAACACAACUGCUCCAGUGAUGAUACAGUAGGAUUAAUAUGUUCUGGUUACACUGACCUCAGACUGGUGAACGGCUCUGAUUUCUGUUCUGGUCGAGUUGAGCGUCAGUAUUUCACCGAGUGGGGCACAGUGUGUGAUGGGUGCAUGAAUAUGAGAGCUGCCAGUGUUGUCUGCAGACAGAUGAAUUGUGGGAUUGCUGUGUCUGUUGUGGGAGUGGACUGGUUUGGAGAGGGAUCUGGUGAAAUCUGGGCUGAUGUGUUUGAUUGUCAGGGGAAUGAAACACAACUCUCACAAUGUUCAAUCUCUUCAUGGAGUCGAGCUGAAUACUCUCAUGAACAAGAUGUUGGAGUCAUUUGUUCUAAUUCCUCUCUGGCUCUUCAUGAUGGUGGUGUGAGGUUGUCUGGAGAGAGAGACUGUGAGGGGGAGCUGGAAGUUUACAUUGAUCAGGUCUGGAGGAGAGUUCUGCUGGACUCAUGGAGUGUCACUGAAUCCUCUGUGGUCUGCAGACAGCUGGGCUGUGGCUCUGUGCUGAACUUCUCUGGCUCCUCUUCAUCCAGCGCUGAACACAGUCAUGAGUGUGUGAUGGGCUUCAAGUGCUCUGGGACUGAACAUCAUCUGAGGAACUGCAGCAGCUCUCCACAAACUCUCAACUGCAGCUCCACACAACACCUGUCAAUCACCUGCCUUGGUGAGAGGUGGAUCAGGUUGGUGGGUUCUGGUGGAGAUUGUGUAGGGAGGCUGGAGGUUUUUCACAAAGGCUCAUGGGGGACAGUGUGUGAUGACUCCUGGGAUAUUAAAGAUGCUCAUGUGGUGUGCAGACAGCUGCAGUGUGGAGUGGCUCUCAGUGGUCAGCCAGUACCAGCCUGGUUUGGUCCUGGUUCUGGACCCAUAUGGCUGGAUGAUGUGAACUGUGAGGGGAAUGAGACGUCUCUGUGGAACUGCUCUUCACGGGUCUGGGGAGAUCAUGACUGUAAGCACAAGGAGGAUGUAGGAGUCGUGUGCUCAGCGUUUAAAGAGAUCAGGUUAAGUGAAGGCUGUGAAGGGAAUGUGGAGGUUUUCUACAAUGGAUCCUGGGGUAAUGUUUGCUGGAAUCAGAUGAACAGAGACACAGCGAGUCUGAUCUGUCAAGAGCUGAACUGUGGAAGAUCUGCCAGUGAACCCAGUUCUUCAGAUGGACUGAGGUCUUGGAAUUGGUUGGAUGAACUUAAAUGUCGAUCACAUGACGCCACUGUAUGGCAGUGUCCAUCUUCAUCCUGGGCACCGAACGACUGUAGUGAAGGUGAAGCGGCUAAAAUUAACUGCUCUGGGAAGGUGAUUCAUGAAGAUCCUCGGAGUCGUCUGACAUGUUUUACCUCACCAUCACCUCACCACAGACGAUGUUCAAGUCAUGUUCCUCUCAGACUGCGUGGAGGUAAAGGCAGGUGUUCUGGGAGGCUGGAGGUGUAUCAUAACUCUGAGUGGGGUUCAGUCUGUGAUGAUCUGUGGGACAUCAGAGAUGCUCAGGUGGUCUGCAGGCAGCUGGGUUGUGGAGCAGCAUUGAGUGCUGAUGGGAAUGAAGCGUUUGGUGCUGGUGAAGGUGUUGUGUGGCUGAACAGAGUCGAGUGCAGAGGGACUGAGAUUCACCUGUGGGACUGUCCUCACGUCCUGAAUAAACACACUGACUGCUCACACAAAGAACAUGUUGAACUCAUCUGUGCAGAUUUGUCUGUGUCCACCACUGCUACAACAACAACAACAACUCAAUCUCAGACUAACAAGAGCCCAGUGACUUCUCAAACUCCUCCAGCAGCGUCUCUCUUCAUUCCUCCAGUGGUUGUGAUUGUUCUGGGAGUUUUGCUCUUACUGCUCUUAGUGCCGCUGCUGAUACUGAUUCAACACAACAGAGUGAUGAGGAGAGCUCUCUCUAAGAGGAGACACUGGACUCAGACUGAAGCAGUUUAUGAAGAGAUUGAGCACAGACACAAACACAAACACUUUAGUCAGAGAGGGAGUCUCAUUUCCGAAGAUCUGCAUUCUGGGUGUGAAGAUGCUGAUGACUCUCUCUCAGCAAAAGAGCACAACACUGAAUAUUAUGAUGGUGUUACCAAUGACAGUGACCUAAAUGAGAAUUAUGAUGAUGUCAUCAUUUUUGGAAAAAAUAACUCAAGCUUUAAUGGAGAAGGCUCAUGAAGAGUAUGAUGAUGUGGAACAUAUCAGUGCAUAUAGUGGAGGAGCCAACCAAAUGAGGGGCAAGGGAGGGGGUUUGUGACCCAAUAAGCAGAACCAAUGCCUCUGUUCAUUAAAUAAUAAUAAAGUUACUGGAGGUCAGAGGAGUUUGAGUUUUCGUAUAUUGCUUCAGUACUUGGAAAUGCAUUUAUUGUGUUUUUGUGAUAUUUUUAAAUCUUUCUUCGGUGGCAGAUUUUUUGUAUUCAUUGUUAGCCUAUUUUUAAAGCAAUAAUAAUGCUCUUUUGUGAAACUAUUAAAUAAUCAUAUAUUUCACUGGUUUUGUAAUUUGGAGUUGGAGAGAGAUCGGAGUAAAAAUAAUCUUAAUUUGUGUUGUAUUAUCUAAAGGCUGGAACACUACACAAUUUUUAAAAAUCUGAACAGAUUUAAAAAAAACUAGACAUCACUUGCAGACUUGCAGAGAAAAACUGGGCUUCUCAAUACGUGAUAAAAUCUGCAGACCAUGGCGCCGACUUUCUGCAACAACACCAGACUGAAAAUCUGGGCAAAAAUCUGAGCAAAAGUCUUGUAGUGUAUUCAGCCUUUAAUCUCAUUUUAUACUGAUUUCAAAGUUUGUAAUAAAAUACUGAUAAAUAAUGUAAUUUAGAAUUAACCUUAUUAAUGGUCAACGAAAAAGGCAGCGGCAGUGUGUGCCUGUGUCUUUAGGAUAUUGCAACAUCUAGAAAUUCUUCUCAAAAUUAUCAAAAUGCUGUCGCUUGGAUAUAUACAAUUUUGUUUCUUACUAUUUUGUUUGUUAUAAUAAUGAUACAAUACAAAUGCCAAUAGAAAGACAUUUAUUUGUUCUCUUGUAUAACUU